This is a messenger RNA of Mytilus californianus (California mussel), 15282 nucleotides long. Its product is annotated as dynein axonemal heavy chain 5-like. Bases 268 to 14238 code for a protein of 4656 amino acids. Gene Ontology annotation, cellular component: dynein complex. NCBI's taxonomy places the organism in Eukaryota, Metazoa, Mollusca, Bivalvia, Mytilida, Mytilidae. Gene Ontology annotation, molecular function: ATP hydrolysis activity; minus-end-directed microtubule motor activity; ATP binding. Gene Ontology annotation, biological process: microtubule-based movement. The transcript has 64 exons. The record is from RefSeq and is a predicted model, not a curated record.
AGCAAUUAACAAAAUCCACAUAUCGGGCACCUGCGAAAUCGGAAAUCGCUGUCACUUGUGCUCUUGUUUGUAAAGGGCGCCCUCAAGUGUACACAUGGUUACCUGUAAACAAGAUGGCGUCCAGUGAAGCGAUUCGACACGAUUCGAUUGAGAAGUAAUGUUUAUAUUGGUCUCAUGUGUUAAAAUAUUUCCAAGAGAGUCACCAGUUAUUGAAACAACUGAAUAAAAUACAAGACAUUUUCAUUUGAUGGACAAAAAGUGAAAAAAAUGUCGGAUAAACCAAAAUCUCCGGUUGUAGGAGGUGGGAGAACGAUGGAACCUGCCACCGGUCAGAAGAGUAAAUCACGGUUAGCCCAGCUGGCACCAGUUGAAAACCUGAAAGAAAAACAACAAAAGCUGAAAGAAGAGAGAGAAUCGAAGAGAGCUCGACUAGAUGAACGUCAUUACUAUAUCCUUACCACUGUGGCUGAUGGCCUUGGGUUGGAGGUUACUGAGGUGGAAGAUGCCAUCUUGGAAGGAAGUCAGAUUGAUAUGAUGGACCAGUUUCUGAAUGGAAACAAAGAUUUAGGACAGCUGUUGUUUUAUUACCAAGAACCAGAAGAACCAAAAGAACCAUUGGAACAGAUUCGUGUGGGUCCACCACAACCUAAGUUUACAAGAUCUCACAAACCUAAAGUGUUUGUUACAAACGGACGAGAUACACCUCUCCGUGGAAUUGCUCUGGUGUUUACCAAGGUAGAACCUGGAGCACAUAUAACAGAACAAAAUAUUUCUAAGGAGAUCAAUUUCACCAAGUUGGAUACCAGCAGCCAAGGAAAAAAUGGUAGUGGUCUUCUACAUGCUGUAGAAAAUCUUCUAUCCAGUAUCUUUAUCCCAGCCCUGAAGAGUCUAGAUGGAGGGUGGGGCAAGCUGGACAGUCCCUCAGGCAUACAGAUCAGAACUGACUUCCUCAACACAUUGGACUCAUUUGUGUCUGUUCUUGUUGGUGCACAAGAAAGCCUUGAAGAGAAAGUACAAUUGAAACCAUGUGAAACAUAUGAAUUGUCAAAAAUCAACACACCUGCAGAUUACCAGGCCGUAGCUAACAGUUCUGAUGCUCUAGAGGGUAUUGAGCAAUGCAUGGGAGUAUGGCUGAAACAAUUGGAACAAGUCCUAGCCGAGAGUGAACAGAUGAGGAAGGAGGCUGAUGACAUUGGACCUAGGGCUGAAUUGGACCACUGGAAGAAAAGGAUGUCUAAGUUUAAUUAUUUAUUGGACCAGAUAAAGGGUUCCGAUGUGAAAGCUGUCCUUGGUGUUCUCCAUGCUGCUAAAUCCAAACUUGUAGCUAGAUGGCAAGAAUUAGACAGACGUGUGACUGACUUAGCCAAUGAAGCUCGUGACAAUGUGAAGUUUUUGUACACCUUGGAGAAGUUCUGUGACCCACUUUACAACAGUGAUCCAGUUGGCAUGUUGGAUGCUAUUCCAGGUUUGAUCAAUGCUAUCCGGAUGAUUCACUCUAUCUCCAGAUACUAUAAUACAUCAGAACGUAUGACAUCACUAUUUGUCAAGAUCACCAAUCAGAUGAUAACAGCCUGUAAGUCCUACAUCUCAUGUGGUGGAUAUGAAACUGUAUGGACACAGAAACAGGAGGAUGUUGUCAGGAAACUCAAUGAUUGCAUCAAACUUAAUGAAGAAUAUCAGCGAUGCUUCCAUAAAACUAAGGAAAAGUUGGAGAAGAUGCCAAAUGAACGUCCAUUUGAAUUCUCAGAGAUGUACAUUUUUGGAAAGUUUGAUACAUUUACAAGAAGAUUGAAAAAGAUCAUUGAAAUGUUCGAGACCAUUUCUCUGUACUCUCAUUUGUCUGAAUCUAAAAUUGAAGAGAUUGACAAAAUGGCCAACAGAUUUAAUGUGAUCAUAACUGCAAUGAAAAAGAAAUUGUAUGAUUUUCUGGAUCAGAGAAAACAGGAAUUUGAUACUGAUUUUGAUGAGUUCAAAAGAAUGGUUGCUGAACUACACGCUAACCUCCAGACUUUUAUGGAUAACAAAUUUGAGAAGAUUAGCAGUACUACCAGGGCAAUAGUGUUGCUGAGGAAGUUUGAGAAAUUAGAUUUACCAAAUCUUGGAAUUAAUGAAAAAUUCCAUCGAAUCUUAAGUCAUUACGGAAGGGAUAUUGAGAUGGUGUCUAAAAUCUACCAGAAAAAUAAAAAUGAUCCUCCUGUUGCUAGAGAUCUACCACCAAUUGCAGGUAAAAUAUCCUGGGCCCGCCAGUUGUUCCGUCGUAUUCAGGAGCCUAUGGAGAUAUUCCAACAGCAACCCAGACUCUUGGAAGGAAAUGAUGCCAAGAAAAUUAUUAAAAACUACAACAAAUUGGCCAAAUGUCUGUUAGAGUUUGAAGUCCUUUAUCAUAGAGGUUGGCUAAGACAGAUUGAAGCAGCUCGUUCAGGACUUCAGUCAUCAGUGUUAGUCAGACAUCCAGAAUCAAAUGAACUCUAUGUGAACUUUGACCCUCAGAUUUUGACUAUGAUCAGAGAGACCGAAUGUAUGGCGAGGUUAGGUUUAGAGAUUCCUCAGCUUGCUAGGACUAUGAGAGCUAAACAGACAGAGUACAAAGACCACUACAAUGCUCUGCAGAUGAUGCUUCAAGAAACACAGAGAGUGAAGGGUAAGAUACCUACAGCUUUUGAAGCUUUAAUGGGUCCACACAUCAGUAAAGUGGACACUGCUCUGGAACCAGGCCUAAUCAAACUAAGCUGGACUUCUCUGAACAUUCAGGAAUACAUGGACAGGGUCUAUAAAACCUUAGCUGAUCUAGAACUCCUGAUGGACAGAGCUCAUGAUGUGAAUGAGUUCCGUAUCGAGUCUGUACUGAAAGAAAUGGCAGGAACUACAUUGUGUCAGUUACCUGAAGAUGAACCAUGGACUGUGGAAAAAUUCUUAGAAAAUACACAGAUGUUGUGUGCUAAAGGAGCACAGGCCCUACAGACCAAGUCAAUGGUUGUUGAAGAAGCUUCUAAUGAGUUAAUUAACAUGUUAUGUACUAUGGAACUGGAGGAGGAAGAAGAAGAAAAAGAAAGAGAAGAUGAAGAUGAAGGAAUAGAACAUGAUAGAAGCCGAGAUGGCAGCCCAACAGGUUCAGCAAUGGGUCGCUCCAACAGCAGGAAGUCACGCCCUGUAUCAUCUAAAGCUAAUGCCAUAGCUAAGAAGAAGAAAGAAAUGAGAGAGAAUUUAGAAGAGGCAGCUGGAGAUUUACUGGCCCACUUCGAACAUCGAAACCAAGAUGCUCUCAUGAAAGUAACAAGGAAUACACUGGAGUCUCUGAAGAAGAGGAUCUCUUCUAGUUCUAUGUUACAUUAUAUGGAUUCUGGUAGUUAUGGAGACAAGAAAGACAAAAAAGAAACCAAGCCAUUCUUUAAGGCAUAUGCUGUAUUAGCUAUUCCUAACGUAGUUAUGUCCCCUGCUUUGGACGAGGUCCAACAAGCUGUUAACAAAGCUGCUCAACUUGUGGUCAGCGUUAGCAAAGGAAUCAGUAAGUGGCACAAAGGUCUUCAGCCACAGGACACAAUGAUGUCUAACAUGGAGCGUAGACCAAGUAUGGCAAGUGUAUGUCCAGUGGAUGAGGUGGACCAUGCUAAGAAAGACGAUGAGACAGCAGUCCAGACUUACACCAUCCACAAACAACCCAAGAAUUAUUACAAGGCUGUUUCAGAGAACAAAGAAGUUUCCAAACUCCAGUCACAGUUGUCAACGGCCAUCAACUCUACUAAGAAGGAAGUGACAACAGCUUUGGAUCAUUUCUCUGAAUUCCAUUCUGUGUGGAUGGUAGAUAGAGAUGAAGAUUUGGAGAACUUCAACAAAGAAAAUCCUAAGCUGUCUGAAUAUGAAGCUAAGAUAAAACAUUAUGAAGAAAUGGAAAUCCAGAUUAAUGCACUUCCUGAGUACUAUGAUGUUGGACCUAUUGGAAUGUACACAGAAAAAUUAAAACUUGGUUUGACUAUUGAAACAAAACAAUGGAGAGUUCACUUUGGCAAGGCUUGUAAUCAGAAAUACAGUUCAGAGAUGGAGGAAAUGUUUGAGUUUAUAGAGGACCUGAAUAAGAGGUUGUCACGACCUCUUAAAGACCUGGAUGACAUAAGAUAUGCCAUGGGUUCACUGAAGGAUAUCAGAGAGAGUGAGAUCAGAAUUGAUAUGGGAAUUACUCCAAUUGAGGAAUCCUAUGCCAUGUUAAACAAACAUGAAUUGCCUGUAAACAAAGAGGAGAUGGAGAGAUGUGACACACUGAGAUAUUCAUGGGAGAAACUGCAGGCACAGGCUGCUGAGGUGCAGACAACACUCCUAGAAGUACAACCAAUGUUUAAAUCAGAACUGAUUGAGAAUGUUAAAACGUUCAUUGGUGAUUGUGAUGACUUCUGUGGUGGUUAUGAUACGGCUGGACCUAUGGUACCUGGUGUAGCACCUAGAGAGGCCUCUGACAGACUUGUCAUUUUCCAGAACAAUUUUGACAUUUUGUAUAAGAAAUACAUCACCUACACUGGUGGUGAAGAACUGUUUGGCCUGCCUGUUACAGAGUAUCCUAAAUUACUCAAUAUUAAAAAGGAAUUAAAUCUGCUGCAAAAAUUAUAUGGGUUGUACAACAAUGUGUUGGAGACUGUACAUGGAUAUUAUGAUAUUCUUUGGGUAGAUGUCAACAUCGAAAAAAUCAACAACGAACUGCUUGAGUUCCAAAACAAGUGUAGAAAGCUCCCCAAAGCCCUCAAAGACUGGCCAGCAUUUGACGAUCUUAAGAACACCAUUGAUGAUUUCAACAACAUGGUUCCUUUGUUAGAACUGAUGACAAACAAGGCCAUGAAGCCUCGUCAUUGGGCUAGAAUGGCAGAGGUCACAGGUCAUGUCUUUGAUGUAGAAAGUGAGACGUUCCAGUUGAGGAAUAUUCUAGAAGCUCCUCUGUUGCAGUUUAAAGAAGAUAUCGAGGACAUCUGUAUCUCAGCUGUAAAGGAAAAAGACAUUGAAGCCAAACUGAAACAAGUCAUAGCUGAUUGGAACAACCAGGAAUUCAGAUUUGGUAACUUUAAGAAUCGUGGAGAGCUACUUCUCCGUGGAGACACGACUCAAGAAAUCCUUACCAACAUGGAAGAUUCUCUUAUGGUUCUCAGCUCCCUCAUGAGUAACAGAUACAAUGUACCAUUCAAGAAGCAGAUUCAGACAUGGGUACAGAAUCUAACAAACUCAUCAGAAAUCAUAGAGAACUGGAUGACUGUACAGAAUCUAUGGGUCUAUCUAGAGGCUGUCUUUGUUGGUGGUGAUAUUGCCAAACAGUUACCAAAGGAAGCCAAAAGAUUCAGCAACAUAGACAAAUCUUGGAUUAAGAUAAUGACCAGAGCCCAUGAGACACCAAAUGUUGUACAGUGCUGUGUGGGAGAUGAGACACUCAUGCAAUUACUUCCCCAUUUACUGGAACAGUUAGAACUUUGUCAGAAAUCUCUCACUGGAUACUUGGAAAAGAAGAGAUUGUUGUUCCCUCGAUUCUUCUUCGUGUCGGACCCGGCUUUGUUAGAGAUUCUGGGUCAGGCCAGCGAUCCACACACAAUUCAGGCUCAUUUGUUGUCAGUCUUUGAUAACAUCAAGACAGUCAAGUUCCACGAGAAACAUUAUGAUAUGAUUCUCUCCAUCCACUCGUCAGAGGGAGAAACUAUUGAUCUGGAGAAACAUGUGAAAGCUGAGGGUAAUGUAGAAGUUUGGCUGAUGGCCUUGAUGACUAUGGCCCAUAAAUCUCUCCAUGGUGUCAUUAGAACUGCUGCCAUGGCAACACAGGAUACCAGCUUCCAGUUGCUGGAGUUCUUAAACAUGUUCCCUGCACAGGUUGGCAUACUGGGUCUGCAGAUGAUCUGGACCAGAGAUGCCACAGAGGCCUUGACAAAUGCACGACAUGACCGUAAGGUAAUGCAGCAGACCAACCAAGCCUUCCUGGAGUUAUUGAACACCCUCAUUGAACAGACGACCAAAGAACUUACACCAUUUGAAAGAAUAAAGUUUGAAACAUCUAUUACGAUCCACAUCCAUCAGAAAGAUAUAUUUGAUGAUCUGUGCAAAGCUCAUGUGAAAACACCUACAGAUUUUGAAUGGCAGAAGCAAUCCAGAUUCUAUUUCGUAGAAGACCAAGACAAAUGUCAGAUUUCCAUUACUGAUGUUGAUUUCAUCUACCAGAAUGAAUUCCUUGGCUGUACAGAAAGAUUGGUCAUCACACCACUGACUGACAGAUGUUACAUCACCUUAGCCCAGGCCUUGGGUAUGUCUAUGGGAGGUGCCCCAGCUGGACCAGCUGGUACAGGAAAGACUGAGACUGUUAAAGACAUGGGACGUUGUCUUGGAAAAUAUGUUGUCGUCUUCAACUGUUCAGAUCAGAUGGACUUCAGAGGAUUAGGACGUAUUUACAAAGGUUUGGCCCAGUCAGGAUCAUGGGGAUGUUUUGAUGAGUUUAAUCGUAUUGAACUUCCUGUAUUAUCUGUGGCUGCCCAGCAGAUUGCCAUUGUAUUGAAUUGUAAGAAAGAGAGAAAGAAGCAGUUUAUAUUUACUGAUGGAGACAAUGUUCUGAUGAAUCCUGAGUUUGGUAUAUUUUUAACCAUGAACCCUGGUUAUGCUGGACGACAGGAAUUGCCAGAGAAUCUGAAGUUGAAUUUCCGUACCGUUGCUAUGAUGGUGCCAGACAGACAGAUCAUUAUCCGUGUCAAGCUGGCUAGUGUUGGUUUCAUUGAAAACAUUGUCUUGGCCAGAAAAUUCUACACACUGUAUAAACUCUGUGAAGAACAGCUGACAAAACAGGUGCAUUAUGAUUUUGGUUUGAGAAACAUUUUGUCUGUAUUGAGAACCCUUGGUACUGUUAAACGGGCAAACAAAGAAGAGACUGAAUCUACCUGUGUAAUGAGAGUAUUACGUGACAUGAACUUAUCCAAACUUAUCGAUCAGGAUGAACCACUCUUUUUGUCUCUGAUCAAUGAUUUAUUCCCUGGAAUCUCACUAGACAAGGGAGGUUACCCAGAAUUAGAAGCUGCCAUUAACAAACAGAUCGAGGAAGCUAAAUUAGUGAACCAUCCAUCAUGGACUCUGAAAUUGAUUCAGUUGUUUGAGACUCAGCGUGUAAGACACGGUAUGAUGGCCCUUGGACCCAGUGGAGCAGGUAAAACAUGCUGCAUCCACACUUUGAUGAAGGCCAUGACUGACUGUGGGGCUCCUCACAGGGAAAUGAGGAUGAAUCCUAAAGCCAUCACAGCACCUCAGAUGUUUGGACGUCUAGAUGUGGCCACUAAUGACUGGACUGAUGGUAUCUUCUCUACCUUGUGGAGGAGAACUAAUAAAGCAAAGAAAGGAGAACACAUCUGGCUUGUAUUGGAUGGUCCUGUUGAUGCUAUCUGGAUUGAAAACUUGAACUCUGUACUGGAUGACAACAAGACUCUGACCUUAGCUAAUGGUGACAGAAUUCCCAUGGCUCCUAACUGUAAGAUUAUCUUUGAGCCACAUAACAUAGACAAUGCUUCCCCAGCUACUGUGUCCAGGAAUGGAAUGGUGUACAUGAGUAACUCAGGACUGGACUGGAGACCCAUCCUUCAGGGAUGGUUGAACCUAAGACCAAUAAAUGAACAGAGCAUCAUCAUGGAUCUGUUUGACAGGUCAUUUAAUCAUCUGUUGAAUUUUGCCACCACAACCUUUGUUUUCAAAAUGGAUGUUUUAGAAGCAUUCAUCAUUGUACAGGCCACAAAGCUGUUACAAGGACUGAUUCCAAGUAAAGACGACAGGGAUGCAGGAGCAUUGAACGCUAAGCAUGCAGAGCGUUUGUAUGUGUUUACAUGUAUGUGGUGUAUUGGAUCUUUCCUUGAAUGGGACGACAGAGUAAAGAUGGAGGAGUUUCUACGUAAUCAUGACGAUUUCACAUUAGACUUGCCAGUAAUUUCCCCUGAUUCUGAUGAUACCAUGUUUGACUUCAUGGUAGAUAGUGAUGGUACCUGGAGUCACUGGAACAAACAUGUAAAGGAGUAUAUCUACCCCUCAGACUCAACACCGGAAUACAGUUCUAUUCUGGUUCCCAUGGUGGACAAUGUCAGGACUGAAUACCUUGUGGAUCUGAUUGCUAAACAAGGAAAGGCUGUGUUACUGAUAGGUGAACAAGGAACAGCCAAGACUGUCAUGAUUAAUGGAUACAUGGCCAAAUACAAUCCAGAAUACCAUAUGGAGAAAUCUCUCAAUUUCUCUUCUGCUACUACCCCAUACAUGUUCCAGAGAACCAUUGAAAGUUACGUUGAGAAGAGAGUGGGUACAACCUUUGGACCUCCAGCUGGUAAGAAGAUGACGGUGUUUAUUGACGAUAUCAACAUGCCUGUAAUCAACGAAUGGGGAGAUCAAGUUGGUAAUGAGGUUGUACGACAGUUGAUGGAAAUGAAUGGUUUCUACAAUCUGGACAAACCUGGAGACUUUACAAACAUUGCUGAUGUACAGUUCCUAGCAGCCAUGAUUCAGCCAGGAGGUGGACGAAAUGACAUUCCUCAACGUCUAAAGAGACAAUUUGUGAUCUUUAACUGUACUCUGCCAUCUAAUACCUCCAUGGAUAAAAUCUUCACUGUCAUUGGCUGUGGACAUUUCUGUCACGAGAGAGGAUUCAAAGAAAUAGUUCGUGAUUUAGCUGGAAAACUGGUACCAAUCACUAGGAGACUUUGGCAGCUCACCAAGAUCAAAAUGUUGCCAACUCCAGCCAAAUUCCAUUACAUUUUCAACUUGCGUGAUUUGUCCCGUAUUUGGCAAGGAAUGAUAAAUACAAUUUCAGAUGUUGUGAAUGACGAGAAGAAUAUGAUGUGGUUAUGGAAACAUGAAUGUUGUCGUGUAAUUGCAGACAGGUUCACAUCCAAAGAUGACAUGUUGUGGUUUGAAAAGACCAUUUUGAGAGUCACCAGUGAAGAAUUCGGUGAAGAAUCUGAUUACUAUGAGAAUUGUAAACCGACUAUGUAUUUAGGAGAUUUCAUGAGGGAUGCACCAGAACCAACAGGUGAUGAACCAGAUGAUUGUGAUUUUGAAAUGCCAAAGAUCUAUGAACCAAUUGAGUCAUUUGAAGUUCUAGAAGAGCGUUUACAUAGUUUCCUACAGCAGUACAAUGAAGGCAUUAGAGGAUCUGGUAUGGACCUUGUCUUCUUUAAGGAUGCAAUGAUACAUUUGGUGAAGAUUUCUCGCAUCAUCAGAACACCUCGUGGUAAUGCCUUACUGGUCGGUGUUGGUGGAUCUGGUAAACAGUCCUUGACACGGUUGGCGUCAUUCAUUGCAGGAUACAAGACGUUCCAGGUCACACUUUCUAGAUCAUACAAUGUAUCCAACUUCCUUGACGACUUGAAGUUCCUGUACAGGACAUCAGGACAACAGGGAAAAGGUAUCACUUUCCUGUUUACUGAUCAGGAAAUUAAAGAUGAAGGUUUCCUGGAAUAUCUCAACAAUGUUCUGUCCUCUGGUGUGGUUGCUAACUUGUUUGCUCGAGACGAAAUGGAUGAAAUUCUUGGUGAACUGAUCCCUGUGAUGAAGAAAGAGUUUCCACGACGACCACCAUCCAAUGAAAACUUGUAUGAAUACUAUAUGUCAAGAGUCCGUAACAACCUCCAUGUUGUACUUUGUUUCUCACCUGUUGGAGAGAAAUUCCGAGCAAGAUCUUUGAAAUUCCCUGGACUGAUUUCCGGUUGUACUAUGGACUGGUUCCAGAGAUGGCCUAGAGAUGCUUUGAUUGCUGUAGCUGAUCAUUUCCUAUCUAAGUUUGAUAUAGAGUGUACAGCAGAAAUCAAGAAACAGGUUAUUCAUACCAUGGGUAUCAUACACGAUGGAGUAGCAGAAAGUUGUACCGAUUAUUUCCAAAGGUACCGACGUUCUACCCAUGUGACACCCAAAUCCUACUUGUCUUUUAUCAAUGGCUACAAAACUAUCUAUGCUGACAAGAAGAAAGAAAUUGGAGACCUAGCUCAAAGAAUGAACACUGGGUUGGAAAAACUGAUUGAAGCUUCUCAACAAGUGUCUGUUCUAGCAGAGGAACUUGCUGAAAAAGAAAAAGAACUGGCUGUUGCAUCAGAAAAGGCAGAUCAAGUACUAAAGGAAGUGACCACUAAAGCGCAGGCAGCUGAAAAGGUCAAAGAACAAGUUCAAAAGGUCAAAGAUAAGGCUCAGGCCAUUGUAGAUGUCAUCGAAAAGGACAAAGCUGUUGCCUAUGCAAAAUUAGAACUGGCUCGUCCUGCUUUAGAGGAAGCAGAGGCUGCACUGAACACCAUCAAGCCAGCUGAUAUUGCCACUGUCAGGAAACUUGGCAAACCUCCACAUUUAAUUAUGAGAAUUAUGGAUGCUGUGUUACUUUUAUUCCAGAAGAGGCUGAAUACCGUAGAGGCAGAUCCAGAGAGACCAUGUGUAAAACCAUCAUGGGGUGAAUCACUUAAGAUUUUGGCUGGUACAAAUUUCCUGUCAAUUUUGAUUGCAUUCCCUAAAGACUCCAUUAAUGACGAGACAGUAGAACUCUUAGAUCCAUACUUAUCCAUGGAGGACUACAACUUUGACAAUGCAAAGAAGGUCUGUGGUAAUGUUGCUGGUCUCUGCUCUUGGACCAAAGCUAUGGUGUCUUUCUUUUCCAUCAACAAAGAAGUCUUGCCAUUGAAGGCGAACUUAGCUGUACAAGAAGCCAGACUGAACAUUGCCAUGGGUGAUUUACAGAAGGCACAGUCUCAGUUAGAUGAGAAAGAGGCUGAAUUGGCUAAAGUCAGGGCUUUGUAUGACAAAGCUAUGGCUGAAAAACAGAGGUUGAUAGAUGAUGCUGAGACAUGUAGAAGAAAGAUGAACGCUGCUUCUACUCUUAUUAGUGGGCUGGGUGGCGAGAGAGAAAGAUGGACUGAACAAAGUAAAGAAUUCAGAGCUCAAAUUGGCAGAUUGGUUGGUGACGUUCUGAUCAGUACUGCUUUCCUCUCUUAUUCUGGACCUUUCAAUCAGGACUUCAGAAGUGUAUUGAAUAAAAACUGGUUCAAGGAACUGAAGACCAGGAAAAUACCACAUACACCUAAUCUUAAUGUGAUAGAUAUGUUGACAGAUCCUACAACGAUAGCAGAGUGGAAUUUGGAAGGAUUACCAAAUGACGAGUUGUCAACACAGAAUGGUAUCAUUGUCGUAAAAGCAUCAAGAUACCCAUUAUUGAUAGAUCCUCAGGGACAGGGUAAAAACUGGAUCAAAAACAGAGAAGCAAAGAAAGAAUUACAGAUUACCUCCCUUAAUCACAAAUACUUCAGGAAUCAUUUGGAAGAUAGUAUGUCUCUAGGUAGACCUCUGAUCAUUGAAGAUGUUGGAGAAGAAUUAGAUCCUGCUCUUGACAAUGUCUUAGAAAAGAACUUUAUUAAAGUUGGGUCAACAUUGAAGGUCAAGGUUGGGGACAAAGAAUGUGAUAUCAUGAAAGGUUUUACACUAUACGUCACAACAAAACUUGGAAAUCCAUCCUAUACACCAGAAAUCUCUGCUAGGACAUCCAUUAUUGAUUUCACUGUAACUAUGAAAGGAUUGGAAGAUCAGUUACUUGGACGUGUCAUCUUGGCCGAAAAAGCUGAACUGGAGUCUGAGAGAGUUAAGUUAUUGGAGGAUGUAACAGCUAACAAGAGAAAGAUGAAAGAGUUAGAAGACAAUCUAUUGUACAGAUUGACCAGUGUACAGGGUUCAUUGGUUGAUGAUGAAGAUUUGAUAAAUGUGUUGAGAGAUACAAAAAUAACAGCACAAGAUGUCAGCCAGAAACUUCAAACAGCUGCAGAAACUGAAGUGAAAAUUACUACGGCUAGAGAAGAAUUCAGACCAUGUGCAUCACGUGGUAGUAUCCUAUACUUCUUGAUUGUGGAGAUGAGUCUUGUAAACUGCAUGUACCAGACAGCUCUAAAACAGUUCUUACAUCUGUUUGACUUGUCCAUGUCAAGGUCCCAGAAAUCACCAAUCACACAGAAAAGAAUAACAAACAUCAUAGAGUUUAUGACAUUUGAAGUGUUCAAGUAUUCCGUUAGAGGGCUGUAUGAGUGUGACAAGAUGACCUUCACCUUGUUGUUGGCCUUGAAGAUUGACCUUGCUUUGGGAAAGAUUAAACAUGAUGAGUUUAUGACCUUGAUCAAGGGUGGUGCCUCCUUGGAUUUGAAUGUAGUACAGCCCAAACCACAUAAAUGGAUUGUGGAUCUGACCUGGUUAAACUUGGUAGAGCUGAGUAAUUUACAUCAGUUUUCUGGUAUUACUGAACAGGUAACCAGAAAUGAGAAACAAUGGAAACAGUGGUUUGACAAAGAGGCUCCAGAGGAUGAGAUCAUUCCAGAUGGCUACAACAACUCCCUUGAUGUUUUCAGACGUUUACUGUUAGUACGUAGUUGGUGUCCAGAUCGUGUCAUGGCCCAGGCCAGGAAGUAUAUUGCUGACACUCUUGGUGAUAAGUAUGCUGAGGGCGUGAUUUUAGAUUUGGAGAAGAUGUGGUAUGAGAGUUCACCUAGAACUGCUAUGGUCUGUUUGUUAUCCAUGGGAUCGGAUCCUACCAAUAAUAUUGAGGCAUUGGCAAAGAAACAUAAACUAGACUACCAUUACAUAUCUAUGGGUCAAGGUCAGGAGGUACAUGCACGUCGUCUGAUGCAACAGAUGAUAGCAAAUGGAGGCUGGUUAUUGUUGCAAAAUUGUCAUUUGUCAUUAGACUAUAUUUACGAAAUAUUUGACCAGAUUGUGGAAACAGAACACAUGCAUGAGGAUUUCCGACUUUGGGUGACAACAGAAGUCCAUCCUAAGUUCCCAAUCAAUUUCUUACAGAUAUCAAUCAAAUUCACCAAUGAACCUCCACAAGGUGUGAAAGCUGGAUUAAAACGAACAUAUGCAGCUGUUACUCAGGAUUUCCUUGAUAUUUCUAACAUGCCACAAUGGAAACCUAUGUUGUAUGGAGUCUCCUUUAUGCAUACUAUAGUCCAGGAACGUAGGAAGUUUGGACCUCUUGGUUGGAACAUCCCAUAUGAGUUUAAUGCAUCAGAUUUCAAUGCUAGUGUACAGUUUGUACAGAAUCAUUUGGAUGACAUGGAUAUCAAAAAGGGAGUAAACUGGAGUUGUGUACGAUACAUGUUUGGUGAAAUUCAAUAUGGUGGUCGUGUAACUGAUGACUUUGACAAACGACUUUUAAACACGUUCUGUAAAGUAUGGUUUGGAGAGAACAUGUUUACACCAAACUUUGUCUUCUACAAAGGAUAUAACAUACCUAAAUGUAAUAAGAUCGCUGAAUGGCAUGAAUACAUUAAUGCACUAGCUGCAUCAGAUACGCCAGAGGUCUUUGGUCUUCAUCCUAAUGCUGAUAUUACAUACCAGAGUAAGACAGCUAAAGGUAUAUUGGACACCAUCUUAGAGAUCCAACCAAAAGACAGUAGUUCUGGUGGUGGUGAGACACGUGAAGCUAUCGUUAACAGACUUUGUGACGACAUGUUAGAGAAACUUCCCAAUGAUUAUAUUCCACACGAAGUCAAGGCACGUCUUGUCAAGAUGGGAAUUUUACAGCCAAUGAACAUUUUCCUUCGUCAAGAAAUAGAUAGAAUGCAGAAAGUCAUUUCCCUUGUCCGUAACACACUUCACGAUUUGAAACUAGCCAUUGAUGGAACCAUUAUCAUGAGUGAGAAUCUGAGAGAUGCUUUAGAUUCUAUGUAUGAUGCUAGGAUACCUAAAGCCUGGGCAAAGAUAUCUUGGGAUUCUAGUACUCUAGGAUUCUGGUUUACAGAAUUGAUAGACCGUAACACACAGUUCCAUUCCUGGUGUUUUGAUGGUCGUCCCAACUGUUUCUGGAUGACUGGUUUCUUCAAUGCACAAGGAUUCCUCACAGCUAUGAGACAGGAAGUGACUCGUGCACAUAAAGGAUGGGCUUUGGAUACAGUCAUCAUUCACAAUGAUGUCACACGCAACAUGAAAGACGAUAUAACUACACCACCAAAUGAGGGUGUAUUUGUGUAUGGAUUGUACCUAGAGGGCGCAGGAUGGGAUAGACGAGGAUGCAAAUUAAUUGAACCCAAACCAAAGAUUCUGUUUGAGUCGAUGCCAGUCAUUCAUAUUUAUGCCAUUAACAGCACCGGUGGAGGAGACAGUAGAAUGUACCAAUGUCCAAUCUACAAGAAGCCGAGACGUACUGAUCUGACCUACAUUGCAACAGUAGUACUGAAGACCACACAAAACCCAGAUCACUGGGUUCUACGUGGGGUUGCUUUACUCUGUGACAUUAAGUAGACUAUGGGUAGAUGAAACUACAAAAUAGAACUUUUUUUUAUCAUAUUUAUAUUUCUAUAUUAAUUGUAGAUUGCUAUCAUAAUGUAUUUCAUAUUUGAUUUUAAAUUGAUUGAUUAUUUUGGUAAAGAUUUUUUUAAAUUGAUUGAUACUUCCAAUUUAAAGAAAAGUAUAUUGAUAUGUACUGUUGGUGUAAAAUUACACUGACUAACAUUGUUUAUGAUAAUACUGCUAUAUUAUGUCUUAAGUUCAAAAAUACAACAAUAUCUAUUCUGAUUUUCUUUAAAACAAUUAUUUAAGACUGAUAAGAUGAAAAGUACCCUUAUUAUAUUAUGGAUUACUUUAUAGUUGAAUUUUAGGGUUAAAGGUGACAAAAUGUCAAGUGGCUGAUAGAGUUAGAACACUUUUGAAAGGGAGGUAAUUACCAGGUGUGGAAAUACAUAUUAAAUCAAAUAUUUUUGCCUUGCUUAUAUUAGAAUUGACUGUGAUAGAUGCUAUUUUUAGAUAUCCGUCCUUUAUAUAUUUAAAAUUUCUAUUUAUAUACAUGUAUCUUUCUUGUGAGAGAUUUGGUCCAUCUGUUUUAAGUAUUUGUUCAAUAUUCUGAUUGCAUGAUUGAAGUACGUAUUUUUACAUUUAUGUCUACUCAGAAUUUAUUUCUCUAUUUUUUUUUGAGAAAUACUUUAUAUAUUACUGUUUCUGCUAAUGUGAUAAAUUUAUUACGAUACUCUUGAUAUUCCAUUUAAAUAUAUUGAUAAAAGAAAAUUUACUUUUUGAUUUUUUUUAAAGUAUUUUUUGAAACACCAUUGUCCAGUUGAAAGAUUAUUUAUACACAAAAAAUAUAUAAAGAUUUUCUUUUUGAAUAUUUUGUUCUCUUUGAAAUGAUACGGUUGUGAUAUGAAAACUUUAUUCAUCAUUUCUUCAUUUAUAAAUACCCAGGUGAUUUUUGCUUGUGGUAAACAUUUUUCUUCCUUUUACAUUAUGCUGUUAUUCUAUUUAUCUUUAGUUGUUCACAGUAACAAGUUGUUAGAGAAUAAAAUAUUAAAUUUA